CACCGCAUGCUGCUGCUCAGCUUCAUGGAACAAGAACAAGGGUGGAUCACCGUCCGCUGACUGGAAGCCUCCGUAGCCGCCGCCGCUGCUGCUGCUGUCACUUUUUAGCACUGAACUGUAUUUCUGUUCUUCCUCGUAACUCCACGCUGUUAAGUUUAGUCAGCGAGGAUGUCAGUCGUAGGUUUCGACGUCGGCUUUAUGAACUGCUAUGUAGCGGUAGCCAGAGCCGGAGGGAUUGAAACUGUCGCUAACGAAUACAGCGAUCGAUGUACACCAGCAUGUGUUUCCUUUGGACCCCGGAAUCGGUCAAUUGGUGCAGCUGCAAAAAGCCAGGUCGUCACAAACUGCAAGAACACAGUCCAAGGCUUCAAGAGGUUUCAUGGCAGGGCAUUUUCAGAUCCCUAUGUGCAGUCCCUCAAAAACAGCCUGGUCUAUGAUAUUGCACAAAUGCCUACAGGAACAACAGGCAUCAAGGUCAUGUACAUGGAGGAGGAGAAGGUGUUCAGCAUCGAACAGGUCACUGCCAUGCUGCUGACCAAGCUGAAGGAGACGGCAGAGAAUGCACUGAAGAAGCCUGUGGCCGACUGUGUUGUCUCUGUUCCGUGCUACUACACUGAUGCUGAGAGGAGAUCUGUGGUAGAUGCUGCUCAGAUCGCUGGACUCAACUGCCUGAGGCUCAUGAAUGAGACAACUGCAGUUGCACUGGCGUAUGGAAUCUACAAACAGGAUCUCCCUGCUCCUGAGGAGAAGGCCAGGAAUGUGGUCUUUGUAGACCUGGGUCAUUCUGGAUACCAGACGUCAGUGUGUGCCUUUAAUAAAGGCAAACUUAAGGUCCUUGCCACGGCCUGUGACCCAGAGCUGGGAGGGAAGGACUUUGACGAGGUACUGGUCAAGCAUUUCUGUGAGGAAUUUGGCAAGAAGUACAAGCUUGACGUCAAGUCAAAGCCCAGGGCUCUGGUCAGGCUCUACCAGGAGUGUGAAAAACUGAAAAAGCUGAUGAGCGCCAACUCGUCUGACCUGCCGCUUAACAUCGAGUGCUUCAUGAACGACGUUGAUGUCACUGGAAAACUGAACAGGGGCCACUUUGAAGAGAUGUGUGCGGAUAUUUUGACCCGAGUAGAGCCCCCUCUGCAGGCUCUAUUGGAACAUGCCAAACUGAAAAAGGAAGACAUCUAUGCAGUUGAGAUAGUCGGUGGAGCUUCCAGGAUUCCAGCUGUCAAAGAGAGAAUCAGCAAAUUCUUCGGGAAGGAACUGAACACUACACUGAAUGCUGAUGAAGCUGUGGCGAGAGGAUGUGCUCUGCAGUGUGCAAUACUGUCUCCUGCCUUCAAAGUGCGUGAAUUCUCCAUCACAGACAUCGUUCCAUACCCCAUCUCUCUGAAGUGGCACUCUGCUGCAGAGGAAGGUCUGAGUGAUUGUGAAGUGUUCCCUAAGAACCACGCAGCACCUUUCUCCAAAGUGCUGACCUUCUACCGGAAAGAGCCUUUCUCUUUGGAGGCCUACUACAAUUGCCCUAAUGAGCUGCCUUAUCCUGAUCCUACUAUUGGUCAGUUUCUGAUCCAGAAGGUCGUCCCACAGGCAUCCGGGGAGAGCUCCAAGGUGAAAGUCAAGGUGCGGGUGAACAUUCAUGGCAUCUUCAGCGUGUCCAGCGCCUCCCUGGUUGAAGUGCAGAAGUCUGAUGAGACAGAGGAACCCAUGGAAACCGAACAGGCCACUGACAAAGAUGGAGAGAGCAAGAUGCAGACCGAUCAGGAUGAGCAGCAGGCUCAGGGAGAUGCUCAGAAAGAGACAGAAGAGAAGACACCACGUGAGAAUGAAGAGAUGGAGACUACCACAGAGGAGAGCAAAAGCGAGAAGAAGUCCGACCAGCCCCCACAAGCCAAAAAGCCCAAAGUCAAAACAAAAGUGCUGGAGCUUCCGAUUGAGAACAGUCCACAGUGGCAGCUAGCAGACGACAUGCUCAAUCUCUUUGUAGAAAACGAGGGUAAGAUGAUCAUGCAGGACAAGCUGGAGAAAGAGAGGAAUGACGCCAAGAACAACGUAGAGGAGUACGUGUACGACAUGAGGGACAAACUACACGGGAUGCUGGAGAAGUUUGUCAGCGAAUCUGACCGAGAUGCUUUGUCAUUAAAGCUGGAGGACACUGAAAACUGGCUGUACGAAGACGGAGAGGACCAGCCCAAGCAGGUGUACAUCGACAAACUGGCAGAGUUAAAGCAACUCGGGCAGCCCAUCCAGGAGAGGUACACAGAGGCUGAGGAGAGACCAAAAGCUUUUGAGGAGCUGGGAAAGCAAAUCCAACAGUACAUGAAGUUUGUCGAAGCCUACAAAAUGAAGGAGGAGCAAUAUGACCACUUAGAUGAGGCCGAUGUCACCAAAGUGGACAAGCUGGCCAGCGAUGCAAUGAUCUGGAUGAACAGCUCCAUGAACCAGCAAAGCAAGCAGAGCCUGACUAUGGAUCCCUCCAUCAAAAUCAAAGACAUCAAAGCAAAAACAAGGGAGCUGUUCUCUGCUUGCAACCCCAUCGUGACCAAGCCCAAGCCCAAGGUGGAACUUCCCAAAGAGGACACGCCUGCAGAGCAGAACGGGCCUGUGAACGGACAGGAGAAACCCCAGGAAGAAACUGCAGACAAGGGCACGACCGAGAACACAGGCAACCCCACCUCAGAAACCACAGAAAACAAGCCCGAGAUGGACCUUGAUUAAAGCAGCCUAAUGCCCCCUGAAGCAAAGCUGAACGGGAGCCGAUUGUUUCAGAUUGAGAUGCAGCCUGGCUGUAUAACAGAGCCGGUCAAGUGUUUCGGGAACUGCACUACACAGUCAAAAAGCAGGCAGGGUGUUUAGCACCCUGAGCCCAGCUCCUGGUGGUAUCUCUGUCUGAUGACAUAGCAUGCCCUCUCUCUUUCUGGAUGACAUAAAUCAAAAGCCAGCUGCAAUAAUUCUGUUUGACAAUGAGCGCUGUACACAUGAUGGUAUUUAUUUCUGUUGUGUGCUCUGUAAGUGUUCUGGUCUGUGUCACAAUAUGGUUUUAAUAAAGUUAUUGAAAAUCA
Messenger RNA from Stegastes partitus (bicolor damselfish), 3050 nucleotides. It is a transcript of the gene hspa4b, whose product is annotated as heat shock protein 4b. Lineage: Eukaryota; Metazoa; Chordata; Actinopteri; Pomacentridae. The record is from RefSeq and is a predicted model, not a curated record. The coding region runs from base 169 to 2706 and encodes 845 amino acids. Gene Ontology annotation, molecular function: ATP binding; ATP-dependent protein folding chaperone. Gene Ontology annotation, cellular component: cytosol; nucleus. The transcript has 19 exons. Gene Ontology annotation, biological process: protein folding.